Molecule: messenger RNA, 393 nt
Organism: Rhizopus microsporus ATCC 52813
Lineage: Eukaryota; Fungi; Mucoromycota; Mucoromycetes; Mucorales; Rhizopodaceae
Exons: 2
Coding region: 1-393 (130 amino acids)
Source: RefSeq, a predicted model, not a curated record
AUGAGAUAUCCUAGCUGGGAGUCAUGUUGCAAGCAAGGAUCAGUCCAGUUGCAACUAUUACCUGAUCUACCUGAGUACUUGAAGGACUUGCUCGAACGUACGGACACUCAAGGCCGUCACUUUAAGGACAACCUUCGCCAGUACAACGCUGCCUUUGCCUUUACUUCGCUGGGCUGCGAUAUUGUUUCGCCUGAGGAUCAUGGCUUAACUGCUUUUCAGAUCCAUAGUGCACUUUGCCACCGUCAAGGCCCCUUGAUUCCAGUUGAGGGCAGUGAGCCUUCCUAUACCCAGCUGCAUAUCUUUGGUCCAUGCUAUGCCGCUGAACGAAGACAAGCACGAAACAGCAAUCUUGAUCCUGAGAUUAUUAGGGAGCUUUCAGUCAUGCUUGCCUAA